AUGAAGAUUAAUGCAAACAUUGUCAGUAUCGUUCUCUUUAUUUUCAUUGGCUUCUCAAUCGCUAAUGAUGAACAUCAGAAAAAACGAAUUCCAGUGAUUCUUGAUGUAGAUGGUGAUACUGAUGAUUUUCUUGCAAUUCUUUACGCGCUUAAAUCUAAGGAACUCGAUAUACGUGGUAUUACUUAUCAAGGUGACGGAUGGUCGCAUGCAGCUUCUGCCCAGAAUAUUGUUGAUAUUGUGGAUGAUAUUUAUUCUAACAAAAACCUUCCAGUCAUACUUGGAUCUGAUUAUCCCCUGUGCGGAUCCAACAAAAAUCCAGAUACUUUAGGUACUCCAAGUUGCAGUUAUCAAACGUCAGCACCAGAAGGCACUAAUGGAAAGCGUGAUAGUGAUUUGCUGCAUGGACUUAAUCGACAGCUUAGGUUAUCAACACGCCUAUGGUAUGACGCUAUUAAAGGCUUUAAUCUCACUGAGGAUUUUGCUGAUCUCAUUGAUUCUACGAUUGAGCAAACUGGUCAAAAACCCACAAUUAUAUUAACUGGUCCAGCUACCAAUGUUGCACUUCUUUUACGUGCUUUUCCAACUUACUCGAAAAAAAUCGACAAAAUUUUCUGGAUGGGUGGCGCUUUAGAUGUUCCUGGAAAUGUAUUCAUCGAACCAAAUAACACUCGUGCAGAAUUUAAUAUUUUUUUUGAUUGUAUUGCUGCCCAAGAAUUGCUUGCUUCUGAUUUGGAUUUGAUAUUGAUACCAUUAGACUUUACAAGUAAAACUCCACUUAAUCUUGCUUUUUUCGAUAAACUCUCAAAACUUAAUAGUUUUUAUGGCAUGUUUGUGUAUAAACUUUUAUCCAUUAUUCGCGCAACAUGGUUUGGUGGGGAAUCUGAUUUCUUAACUCAUUAUUCUCUUUGGGACCCUAAAGCAAUCGCUGUUGUUAAAGAUAUUGGUGUUGCAAAAAUUGUAUCGAAUCGUUCAUUAGCCAUUACUUGUAAUGGAAACCCUAAUUAUGAUGGGCAGUUUGUAAUUUCUAGUAACCUUACAAAAUCAAAUUUUAAAAUUGCAAUAGACGCUGUUGUUAGUAAUCCAAUUGAAGAUUCUCCAUUUUUUCAAGACUUUCUCAAUGUAUUUAACUAUGAUUAA
Messenger RNA from Cetraspora pellucida, 1137 nucleotides. The record is from the annotation of a GenBank genome assembly. NCBI's taxonomy places the organism in Eukaryota, Fungi, Glomeromycota, Glomeromycetes, Diversisporales, Gigasporaceae.